AUGUCCUCCAGAAACCUUAACUUAGCAGUCGUCGGUACCGGUAUUUUUGCCACCGAUGAACAUUUGCCAAACAUCCAAAAAAUCGACAACUUGACCCCAGUUGCUGCAUACAACAGAACUAGAGCAAAGGCUGAAGCUUUCGCUGAAAAGGCCAACAUCGAUAAGGCUAAUGUCUACGAUUCCUUGGAAGAAGUCUUCUCCAACGACAAGAUUGACUUCGUCGAUGCUUUGUUACCAGUCCAACACAACUUAGAUGUGGUUAAGUUGGCUGUGCAGCACAAGAAGCCAUUGGCCUUCGAAAAGCCAAUUGCUGCCAACUUGUCCCAAGCUAAGGAAAUUGUUCAAUUAGCCAGAUCUUCCGAUGUGCCCAUCGCCGUUUUGGAGAACUGGUCUUUCCGUAAGGCUACCAAGAUCUUGAAGGAAGAAAUCAUUCCAAAGAUCGGUGAUAUCAUCUCCUUCACUUACAAUGGCACUGGUGCUUUUGAUGAAGGUAACAAAUACUCCAACACCAGCUGGAGAGUGAAGCCAGAACACAUUGGUGGAUACUUGAGUGAUGGUGGUGUCCAUCAAUUGGCCUUGUUGACCGAUGUCUUGGGACCAGUCGAAUCUAUUUCCGCCUUCACCAAGCAAGUCAGAGAACAAAGUGGUGAUGUUGACAUCUUAUUCUCUACUGUUCAAUUAAAGAGCAAGGCUAUUGGUACUUUCACCUACGGUUCUGCUUUCGGAGCCACUGAUAAGAACUCCUUUUUCACCAUUUUUGGUACCAACGGUUCUAUCGUUUACAACUUUUCUCCACACUUGGCCAAGCCAACCAUCACCUACCAAACUGGUUCAAGCAAGCAAUCUGCUUCUGAAAAGGUUGUGAUCGAAGUUGAUGAAGUCAACACUACCUUCGAAGAAUUCACCAACUUUGCUGCUGCUGUUGAAGCUAAUGACAAGUCUUUGGUUGUUGUCACCCCAGAAAAGGCUUUCCACCAUUUGGCUAUCGUUGAUGCUGCCCUCCAAAGUUCUAAGAACAACGGUUCUAAUGUCAAGGUUGAAUUGCCUUGA
Molecule: messenger RNA, 1050 nt
Organism: Suhomyces tanzawaensis NRRL Y-17324
Lineage: Eukaryota; Fungi; Ascomycota; Pichiomycetes; Serinales; Debaryomycetaceae
Exons: 1
Coding region: 1-1050 (349 amino acids)
Biological process (GO): NADPH regeneration
Cellular component (GO): cytoplasm
Molecular function (GO): nucleotide binding; oxidoreductase activity
Source: RefSeq, a predicted model, not a curated record